CGCGUGGCUCGGCUCUUCCGCACAUGCGCACUGGCCGGCCAGUAUUUGGUGCUUGUGUCAUCUGCUUGACUCAGGAGCGUCCCGGGGUGUCCGGACUGUACAGCAGGAUGUUGUGCCGGGCAACUCUGAGCGCUAGCAGGUGUACCAGUGCCCGAUGUCUCCUCUCCCGGGUCCAGAUCAUCGCCGCGUCUUCUCAUCCAAAAUUUGUUCCAGCGCCAGCCUAUCCCCGGCAGAAUUCCCGACACUGGAGCAAUGUUCCCUAUAUGACUAUGCCCCUUAUCCGUUCGCAUGGAAAACCAUUUGCGCACCGCAGUGAGCUGAAACAUGCCAAGCGCAUUGUGGUGAAGCUGGGGAGUGCGGUGGUGACUCGAGGGGAUGAAUGUGGAUUGGCUCUUGGAAGGCUGGCAUCCAUUGUAGAGCAGGUGUCUGUGCUGCAAAACCAAGGCAGAGAGAUGAUGAUUGUCACCAGUGGGGCUGUGGCAUUUGGUAAACAGCGUCUCCGCCAUGAGAUACUCUUGUCACAGAGUGUGAGGCAAGCAUUGCAUUCUGGACAGAAUCAGCUGAAGGACAUGCAAGUUCCAGUACUGGAGGCUCGAGCUUGUGCAGCGGCUGGACAGAGCGGGCUGAUGGCUCUCUAUGAGGCUAUGUUUACACAAUACAGCAUUUGUGCAGCUCAGAUUCUGGUCACAAAUCUGGAUUUCCAUGAUGAGCAGAAGAGACGGAAUUUAAAUGGCACUUUGCACGAGCUGCUGCGGAUGAACAUUGUGCCAAUCAUUAACACCAACGACGCUGUAGUUCCUCCUCCUGAACCGAACAGUGAUCUACAGGGGGUAAAUGUGAUCAGUAUAAAGGAUAAUGACAGCUUGGCAGCUCGACUGGCUGUUGAAAUGAAGGCAGACCUAAUCAUGGUCCUUUCUGAUGUGGAAGGUCUUUUUGACAGUCCCCCUGGGUCAGAUGAUGCCAAGCUCAUUGACAUAUUUUACCCAGGAGAUCAACAGUCUGUGACAUUUGGGACUAAAUCAAGAGUUGGUAUGGGAGGCAUGGAGGCAAAGGUCAAAGCUGCUUUGUGGGCCCUUCAAGGUGGCACCUCAGUGGUGAUAGCCAAUGGCACUCAUCCUAAAAUAUCUGGUCAUGUGAUCACAGACAUCGUGGAAGGGAAGAAAGUUGGCACUUUCUUUUCUGAAGUAAAACCAGCUGGGCCUACUGUGGAGCAGCAGGCUGAGAUGGCUCGGACUGGUGGCAGGAGCUUGGCUACCCUGCAGCCAGAACAAAGAGCAGAAGUCAUUUAUCGCCUGGCUGAUUUACUGACCGAUCAUAGAGAUGAGAUUCUUGCUGCUAAUAAGAAGGACAUGGAAGAGGCCGAGGACAAAGGAAGACUGGCCCCUCCACUCUUGAAACGAUUGAGCUUGUCAACAGCCAAGUUGAACAGUCUUGCCAUUGGACUCAGGCAGAUAGCGGUUUCCUCCCAAGACAGCGUAGGUCGUGUCAUCCGCAGAACACAAAUUGCUAGGGAUCUGGAGUUGGAGCAGGUGACAGUACCAAUCGGAGUCCUGCUGGUUAUUUUUGAGUCUCGGCCAGACUGUCUUCCACAGGUUUCAGCACUUGCUAUUGCCAGUGGUAAUGGUCUUCUGCUAAAAGGAGGAAAGGAAGCCUCCAACAGCAACCAAACUCUGUACCGUCUCACCCAGGAGGCUCUCUCACUCCAUGGAGUCAAGGAUGCAAUCCAGCUGGUGAACACCAGAGAAGAGGUUGAAGACUUGUGCCGGUUGGACAAGCUGAUUGACCUGAUCAUUCCCCGGGGCUCCUCUCAGCUGGUCAGAGACAUCCAGAAAGCAGCUAAAGGAAUCCCUGUCAUGGGACACAGUGAGGGGAUAUGCCAUGUCUAUGUAGACAACGAGGCUAGUGUGGAGAAAGUUACAAGAAUUGUUAGAGACUCGAAGUGUGAAUACCCAGCUGCUUGCAACGCCAUGGAGACCCUGUUAAUUCACAGAGAUAUCUUGAGGACUCCACUGUUUGACCAGAUCAUUGAUAUGCUGAGAGUGGAGCAGGUAAAGAUCCAUGCUGGCCCUAAGUUUGCCUCCUAUUUAACCUUUAGCCCUUCGGAGGUGAAGUCCCUGAGGACAGAAUAUGGAGAUCUGGAAUGCUGUAUUGAAGUGGUUGAUGGUAUUGAAGAUGCAAUUGAGCACAUUCACAAAUAUGGCAGCUCCCACACAGAUGUCAUUGUUACAGAGAAUGAGGCCACAGCAGAAUUCUUUCUCCAGCAUGUAGACAGCGCUUGUGUGUUCUGGAACUCCAGUACUAGAUUUUCAGACGGUUAUCGAUUUGGACUAGGAGCAGAAGUCGGCAUCAGCACAGCCCGGAUCCAUGCACGGGGUCCUGUUGGGAUAGAGGGAUUGCUCACCACAAAAUGGUUACUGCGGGGGGAGAAUCACGUCGUCUCCGACUUCGCUGAACACGGCAGCAUGAAGUACCUGCAUGAAAAUAUCCCAGUACCACAGAGAACCGCCAGCUAAAAGCCAGACACUCUCUUCUCUCUACCAGUACAGACCUCCUCUAGAGUCAUGAAUCGCUGAUCAGUUCCUACACCAACACUUAGGCUGCGAUCAAGAUUGUGCACCCUAGAAAAUAGCAUAGAGCAUUUAAUGCCCCAACUGUCACUUGUGCACACUGGAGAUUGUGGCUGGCCAGGGACUUUGACCGUCAUUUGAAAGCUUUGAUUGCAGUACAAUCAAGAUGUUGGCUUGAUAAAUGAAAUGGCGCUUAGAAUACGGUUGUUACAAGAGUGAAGGCACAUAACUCUUGACACAGAUGUUUACAGUAGUACUGAAGCCU
This is a messenger RNA of Nanorana parkeri, 2832 nucleotides long. RefSeq names its product aldehyde dehydrogenase 18 family member A1 (gene ALDH18A1). The record is from RefSeq and is a predicted model, not a curated record. The transcript is spliced from 18 exons. Gene Ontology annotation, cellular component: cytoplasm; mitochondrion. The coding region runs from base 24 to 2513 and encodes 829 amino acids. Gene Ontology annotation, molecular function: glutamate 5-kinase activity; ATP binding; glutamate-5-semialdehyde dehydrogenase (NADP+) activity. NCBI's taxonomy places the organism in Eukaryota, Metazoa, Chordata, Amphibia, Anura, Dicroglossidae.